Messenger RNA from Blepharisma stoltei, 210 nucleotides. The record is from the annotation of a GenBank genome assembly. NCBI's taxonomy places the organism in Eukaryota, Ciliophora, Heterotrichea, Heterotrichida, Blepharismidae.
AUGAAAGAAAGACUAGCACUAAUGGAGGCUUUCAAAAAGCAAGAAAAAAAGCUGUUGAGCCUUAAAGAGGUUUGUAGAUCCUGCACUGGAUGUGUAGGGGAAAUUGAAUGGAUUUCUUUAGACUGCCCAAUAUAUUUGGAAAAAUUGAAAGUAAAGAAAGGGAUUGAAGUAAAAUUUGGUAAAAUCCUAAAGAAUAAUAAGAGGAAUUAA